UUUAACUGACGUAAAGUGUACGUACGCAGAAAUCGGUAAUCAGAAAAGGAGCCCAUUUCUCGUAGAUACCGCAAUCAGCCUUCGCAUUAUAGCAUCUUGGAUUGUGAACGCCCUUGAUAUUCUGAACGAGUUCUAUUAGAACAAUAAUUUCCCUUGUUUUAAGCGUCGCAAAAAAAUCACCUAUUGCACUCUUGUUGUGUUCCUACAAUCAACAAUGUCGGCCCACGAUCAAAUGCGAGCGAUGCUCGACCAGUUAAUGGGAACAGGACGAAAUGGGGAAAACAACAAAUAUCAAGUGAAAUUUAACGAUCCGAAAGUGUGCAAAUCCUUCCUGCUGAGCUGUUGUCCACAUGAAAUUCUCUCAUCAACGCGCAUGGACUUGGGGGAAUGCCCUAAGAUUCAUGAUUUAGCUUUGCGUGCGGACUUUGAGAAUGCUCAAAAAACUAAGGACUACUUCUAUGAUCUUGAUGCUAUGGAACAUCUGCAAGCAUUCAUUAGCGACUGUGAUCGCAGGACGGAGUCUGCCAAACAGAGACUGGCCGAAACUCAGGAAGAGCUCAGUGCAGAGGUGGCCGUUAAAGCCAACAGUGUACAUGAACUUGCUGAACAAAUUGGACAAAAGCUGGCCAAAGCUGAACAGUUAGGACAGGAAGGUUUUGUGGAAGAGAGUAUGAAACUCAUGGAAGAGGUAGAAGAACUUCGUAAGAAAAAACUGGACGCUGAGCAGGAAUACAGGAACUCUAUGCCUGCCAGCAGCUAUCAACAGCAGAAACUGAGGGUAUGCGAGGUGUGUUCUGCGUAUCUUGGCAUUCAUGAUAAUGACAGGCGUUUAGCUGACCAUUUCGGUGGAAAACUUCAUCUGGGUUUCAUCAAAAUUAGAGAGAAGUUGGCUGAACUGGAGAAAACGUCUGAAAAGAGGAGAGAAGAAAAGCGUAAAGCUGGUCGUGGCGAAAGAGAUAGGGAGGACAGGGAAGAAAGAGGAUACCGAGAUAGACAUCGAGAACAUUAUGUAGGCGGCAGGGAACUUGACAGAAGGUCCAAGAGACACAGAUCUCGAUCUAAGGAACGCAAGGAUAGAGAAAGAAAUAAGGAGAAAGAAGAACGAAGUAAAGAAAGCGGAAGCAGAUCCUAUCGUUCUAGGUCGAGAAGCCGUGAUCGUGACCGUAGAUCUCGUUCCCGUCACUCAAAGCAUUGAUUAGUUGUUACAGAAACUCUAAUCUAAGUUUUGAAUAUUAGUUAUUAAACCAUGAACCUAUUUACCCUGUUUCUGUAAACGAGCUAAGUUAUUCCUAAAUUGUGGAUAUCUGUACAAAUUAUAAUUCUUUAAAUUUCAUAAAUUUACAAUUUAUGUUAGAGGUGAUAUAAAGUUAAAGCACUGUAGACAUAGGUAUGGAAUAAAGGAAUGGAAAAAUUA
This is a messenger RNA of Coccinella septempunctata (seven-spotted ladybird), 1414 nucleotides long. Its product is annotated as putative RNA-binding protein Luc7-like 2. Gene Ontology annotation, cellular component: U1 snRNP; U2-type prespliceosome. Bases 215 to 1195 code for a protein of 326 amino acids. Gene Ontology annotation, biological process: mRNA splice site recognition. The record is from RefSeq and is a predicted model, not a curated record. The transcript is spliced from 7 exons. Lineage: Eukaryota; Metazoa; Arthropoda; Insecta; Coleoptera; Coccinellidae. Gene Ontology annotation, molecular function: mRNA binding.